UAAAGAGAGUCACAUCAGGAUUCACAUGAGAGUCCACACAAAGGAGAAGCCAUACAACUUUGAUAUUUGCAAUAAGACAUUCCCAUCCAAAAGUGAUCUAGAAAAGCAUGUUGUCGUACAUACAGAGGGGAAGCCAUACAACUGUGGUAUUUGCAAAAAGGCCUUCCAAUAUGAUUCUAGUUUUUUUAAAUCAUAUGAUAAUGCAUACAGAAGAGAAAUCAUACAGCUAUGAACUAUGCAACAAGGCCAUCUCACAGAAACAUAAUCUGGUGAAAAACAUGAAAGCGCAUACAAAGAAGAAAUCAUAUACCUGUGACACUUGCAGUAAGACAUUUUCUGAGAGAAGUUAUCUUGUAAAGCACAUAAGAGUACAUACAAAAGAGAAGCCAUACAACUGCGAGAUUUGUAACAAAGCAUUCACAUGGAAACGUAGUCUGGUAAGGCACAUCAGAACACACACUAAUAAGCCAUACCGUUGUGAAAUUUGUAACAAACACUUCUCAAGGAAAUCUAAUGUUGCAAUUCAUAUGAGAGUACAUACAAAGGAGAAGCCAUACGAAUGUGAGAUUUGUAACAAAGGUUUUUCAAAGAAAACCCGUCUAGAAAGUCAUAUGACAGUACAUACAAUAGAGAAACCAUACAGCUGUGAGAUUUGCAACAAAGGCUUCUCAUAUAAAUGUAGUCUAAAGAUUCAUAUGAGAAUGCAUAGAAAGGAGACAUACAGCUGUGAAAUUUGCAAUAAGGACUUCUCAUUAAAAAGUCAUCUAGUAAGACACAUAAGAGUUCAUACACAGGAGAUUUGCAAUAAAAACUUCUCAGAUAAAUCUGGCCAAAUAAAACAUAUGGGAGUACAUAUGAAGGAGAAGCCAUACAGCUUCUCCAAAGACUUUUCAUCCACAUGCACUGCUGUCACUGACUAG
Messenger RNA from Penaeus monodon (black tiger shrimp), 920 nucleotides. Its product is annotated as zinc finger protein 239-like. Gene Ontology annotation, cellular component: nucleus. Lineage: Eukaryota; Metazoa; Arthropoda; Malacostraca; Decapoda; Penaeidae. Gene Ontology annotation, molecular function: DNA-binding transcription activator activity, RNA polymerase II-specific; RNA polymerase II cis-regulatory region sequence-specific DNA binding. Gene Ontology annotation, biological process: regulation of transcription by RNA polymerase II. The transcript has 2 exons. The record is from RefSeq and is a predicted model, not a curated record. Bases 108 to 920 code for a protein of 270 amino acids.